AUGGACGCCUCGCAAGGAAUAAUCGCCGCGAGGCAUAUCCAGAACUUCUCUGAUGCCGACGGCUCAGUGCUCGAGCCUCAUUGGGGCUACGCAGAUCGGAUCCUGCCCUGCAAGAACGACGCCGGCUCAUGCGCAUACCUCGACCUCGUCUAUCACUCACACGACCUUUCCAUGCUAUACUCUGGCAUCUUCUGGGCCGCGAUCGCCGGGAUAUUAUUACUAUGGGGCCUUGGGCGACGAAUCUUCCCAUCACCGACAGCAGAUGAGGCCACCACCUCCGGCGCAAAGGCAGAAUCACAGGGCACGCAGACCAUCGGCGGCAUUGAGAAGUUGAAGCGAUCUGUCUCGAGUUUCCGCCGGACCUACCUCCUCCCCGACUUCGCGCCACGCAUCCUCGGCCAUGUCACGCGCCUGCAGGUGCUGGUCCUGUUCAUUCUCGCGGGCUACCUGACCAUCUUCUCCUUUGUGGGCAUGGCCUACCAGACCUGGAUCACGCCCGUCAAGACCUCGCCGGGCCUCAACAACACACGAACCUCCCUGGGCCCCUUUGCCGACCGCAUCGGCGUGCUGGCCUACGCGCUGACGCCCCUCUCGGUCCUGCUGGCCAGCCGCGAGUCGCUCCUCAGCGUCAUCACCGGCAUCCCCUACCAGAGCUUCAUGUUCCUGCACCGAUGGGUCGGCUACAUCAUCCUGAUCCAAUCCACCGUGCACACCAUCGCCUGGAUCAUCGUCGAGGCGGCCCUGUACCAGCCCCAGCCGGCCGAGUGGAACAGGGUCGCUGGGGAGUUGUACAUCCAGUGGGGUUUCGUCGCGCUGGGGCUGCUCGUCCUGCUGUGGAUCUUUGCCACGCCCUGGGGCAUCCGCCUGACAGGCUACGAAUUCUUCCGAAAGGCACACUAUGUCCUGGCCAUGGUGUACAUUGGCGCCAUCAUCGGCCACUGGAUGAACCUGCAGUGCUUCCUUAUCCCGGGCAUCCUGCUCUGGUUCUUCGACCGUGUCGGCAGGGCGGUCCGCACUGGGCUGCUGCACUACCGCUGGGUGCCCGCGAAGAACAAAUGGGGCUUCGAGUCUGCCAAGGCGAGGAUCACGCGGUUUGAGGAUAGCGACAGCGGCGACGUGGUCCGGCUGGAUUUCGAUCAUGUCCAGCAGCCAUGGCAGGUCGGCCAGCAUUUCUACCUGUGCUUUACUGAGUCCUCAGUCUGGCAGUCCCACCCGAUGACGCCGCUCAGCCUGCCCCUGGCAGACGACACGGGGGCAGUGAGGCACUCGUACGUGAUCCGCGCCAAGAAGGGCGAGACGAAGAAGCUCGCCGACAUUGCAGCCAAGAAACUCGCAGCGCUUCCCACAGGGCCACCAGCAGAAGGAGCAGAGCCGACCACAUCCGUGGUACUAGCAGGCCCUUACGGCGUGGACAUGAUUUCGAGCGUGACACCAGAGACCAACGUCCUCUGCGUGGCGGGCGGCACAGGCAUCACCUUCGUGCUACCCGUCCUGCUGAAGCUCGUGCGCGAGAAGCCGGCCGCCGGCCGCAAGAUCGAGCUCGUGUGGGCGGUCAGGCGCGACGUCGACGCCAAGUGGGUGGCCGAGGAGCUCGAGUACGUCAAGGAGGCCGGCUGCUCGCACAGCCUGGACAUCAACGUCUACGUGACGCGCGAGAAGGAGCACCACCCCUCGGUGCGCCGGGGCGCGGGAGUCGGAGGCAAGAAGGCCGACGAGCCGCAGGAGAAGGUCUCGUCCUCUGCGUCGUCUGCGACGGGGGGAUGUGACUGUAACGACGUGACGCACCACCACCCCGACAACACUGAGAUACCCGAGGCGAGGAGGCCUCACCUGGACGAGAUUGUGCGGGGGUUUGUCGGGUCUGUGGCCCGCGGGUCGACGACUGUCUACGCGAGCGGGCCUGGCGGCAUGAUUGGGGACCUGAGGAAGGUGGUCGCGAGCUGUAAUGCAUCGGGGACCGUGUGGAAGGGCGAUGCGAGGGGGGAUGUGAGGCUGAUCUGUGAUGAUCGGUUAGAGUAG
Molecule: messenger RNA, 2019 nt
Organism: Diaporthe citri
Lineage: Eukaryota; Fungi; Ascomycota; Sordariomycetes; Diaporthales; Diaporthaceae
Exons: 1
Coding region: 1-2019 (672 amino acids)
Biological process (GO): iron ion transport; copper ion import; intracellular iron ion homeostasis
Cellular component (GO): plasma membrane
Molecular function (GO): ferric-chelate reductase activity
Source: RefSeq, a predicted model, not a curated record